UUAGUGGCCAGUUGCAAGCGGGACACAAAUUUAAAAAUUUUGAUUCAAAAAAUAAAAAAUUUUAAAUUUAUGUGCAAUAUUUUGUGCAAAUAAUUUUGCGGCGCAGUUAAUUUUAGAAAAUCAAAUAAAACCUGAAAAAUUUCAAAAAUAAUUGCCAAUUCAAAAAAGUGCAUAAUGCAAUAAUUUUCGAUUUUGGCACAGCGAAUUACUGGGAAAAUUGUGUGUGGGCGUGUUUUUAUUCUGCGCCAAAGAAAACAAAAAUCUAAAGUCAAAAGUACAUACAUACAUACAUACAUAUCUAAAGAUUAGCUGCAUUUAUUUAUUAAGCAACAAGUGCCUUUGCAGCCGAAAAUUAAAAAAAAAAAAAAUUAAGUAUUUGCGAAAACAAAAGCAACUAUUUAAAGCGGAAACGAUGUCCAGUGCAGCGCAUAUCCUGGCAUUGCUCUUGGCAUUGGCAUUAGGCUGCACAGCAGUCGAGGCUUUGCUGAAAUGUUGGCGCUGUUCAACUGAUGUCUCCAAUGGUGCCUUCUGCGAUGAUCCCUUCGAUCCAGAAUUUAUUUCCGAUCAACAACGCUACUGGAGCUACGUGAAUUGUUCAUAUUCGGCGGGUUAUAAGUCGGUGAAUGCUCGGCCCGUUUGCAAGAAGCUGGUACAGGAAGGUGAGUAUGUCGAAAAAUAUUAAAGAAAAUUUGAAUCAG
Rhagoletis zephyria (snowberry fruit fly) is the source of this 698-nucleotide messenger RNA. RefSeq lists its product as uncharacterized. Lineage: Eukaryota; Metazoa; Arthropoda; Insecta; Diptera; Tephritidae. The record is from RefSeq and is a predicted model, not a curated record.